CCGUUCGCUGAUGAUAUGAUUUUCCUCGACGCCAUCUUUAAAGUCACCCGAGGAGGAGGAGAAGCAAGCCCACUUCCCCUUCGCAAACACGUCGUCCGCACGCAGACUAUCCGUGGAAGUGCUCUCUCGUACACCGGAGUUGCUCCGUAAGGACGUGAAAAUCACCGCAGUGUCAUCCGUAGAACAUCGUGAAGACUCGCUCCUGCCAAUUCCAGGUGAUUGAUCGGGCUCGUCCUCAUCUUCCAGGUCUAUGCCUACUAUUUCAUGUUUCGGAGUCCCAUCCGUAGACUUCUGUAACUGGCUCCGCUGCUGCCUUUUGGUACGUUCGAAUGCUUCCUUCUGAGCAUCUCGCUUCUGACGCCAUGAGCCCGUUACCGCUCCUUUGCCAAUUUCAGCGCUCAUGUGUUGCCGUGUCACCACCUUCUGCUGUGGUGUCGAUAGCUGUGACUUCCGACGUUCAGACUUCUCAAACUGUUGCCGACAAAUCCCCUGGUGUCGCGCUAUUCUAUCACUAGAAAACGGUCGUUGGCAAAUUGCACAAAGUGUGCGACCAUUGGGAGAGGUCAUCGUAAGGGAAGCCAUGCUGAGACUCUUCCUAGGCCCAGCCGUCCUCUUUUUACAGUUCAUUUUAUGUCUUUCUAGCUCCGACCGCUUCAAUGGGGUGUCACAGAAAGGACACGGCAGCUCGAUGUGCUGUUGCUUCACAAGGCACGACUUGAGAUGAAAUCGAAGGCUUUGUGGGAAGAAUUGCUGUCCGCAGCUAGGGCAGGGAACAGCCCUUGUGUGACGACCCUGAGCUAUACCGGCCAUGGUGUGAAGCAGGACGCUUUAAUAGACGACUGAAU
This is a messenger RNA of Perkinsus marinus ATCC 50983, 845 nucleotides long. RefSeq lists its product as hypothetical. The record is from RefSeq and is a predicted model, not a curated record. The transcript has a single exon. Lineage: Eukaryota; Perkinsozoa; Perkinsida; Perkinsidae. Bases 401 to 724 code for a protein of 107 amino acids.